GGGAGUCCUACUUGUGAUGGUUUUGAACAACUAUCAAUCCGAGCUACUCGGCUUGCUCACGGUCUUCCUUCUGCUAUUCAAGCCCAUGCCUUGUUUCUCCGUGGAAGGAAGGCUUCUUCUGAGGUGUGGGAAGAAGCAUUAACUGCACUUGAAAGCAGCCUUGACGAGAAUACAAUGGACAUCUUGAAAGUUAGCUACGAAGGCUUACCAAAACCACAUCAGAAUGUAUUCCUUCAUGUUGCUUGUCUCUUCAAUGGAGACACUCUCCAGCGUAUCACUUCCCUUCUCCAAGGCCCAAUACCUCAGAGCAGCUUGUGGAUAAGAGUUCUAGCAGAGAAGUCUCUCAUCAAAAUAUCAACCAACGGAUCUGUAAUCAUGCAUAAGUUGGUUGAACAAAUGGCAAGAGAAAUGAUCCGUGACGACAGGUCUUUGGCUAGAAAGUUCCUCAGGGAUCCUCAAGAUAUUUUCCAUGCGCUGACUUUUAGAGAUAGAGGUGAACAAACUGAAUGCAUGUCCCUACACACAUGUGAGAUGACCUGUUCAUUGUCAAUGAAGGCCAGUGUCGUUGGCCAUAUGCAUAAUCUAAAGUUUCUCAAAGUCUACAAGCAUGUAGAUUCUAGAGAGUCAAAGCUGCAACUCAUUCCAGACCAACAUCUCUUGCCUCGUAGCCUACGGCUAUUCCAUUGGGAUGCAUUCCCAUUGAGAACCCUGCCUUCUGAUGCUGAUCCAUAUUUUCUUGUUGAACUCAACCUGCGUCACAGUGAUUUAGAAACGCUCUGGAGUGGAACACCGAUGUUGAAUAGUUUGAAGAGACUAGAUGUGACAGGAUCUAAGAAUCUCAAGCAACUUCCAGAUCUUUCAGGUAUCACUAGUCUUGAGGAACUGGUUUUGGAACACUGCACAAGACUAAAAGGCAUUCCAGAGAGUAUUGGGAAAAGGUCUACACUAAAGAAGCUCAAGUUAUCUUACUGUGGAGGCCUUAGAAGUGCGUUGAGGUUUUUUAUACGGAAAUCUACAAUGCAGCAACAUAUUGGACUGGAGUUUCCGGAUGCAAAAGUGAAGAUGGAUGCACUUAUAAACAUAUCCAUUGGUGGAGAGAUAAGUUUUGAGUUUUGUUCAAACUGUAGAGGAAAUGCUGAAUAUGUUUCUUUUAACUCUGAUCAACAGAUCUCAGCCACAUCGUCUAUGAAUCUGCAGCAAACACCUUGGCUCAUCUCAGAGUGCAACAGAUUCAAUUCCCUUAGCAUCAUGAGGUUCAGCCACAAAGAAAACGGUGAAUCUUUCUCCUUUGACAGCUUUCCAGAGUUUCCUGAUCUUAAAGAGCUAAAACUAGUGAACUUAAACAUCCGGAAGAUUCCAUCUGGGGUUCAUGGGAUUCAUCAGUUGAAGUUGAUAGAGAAGCUGGACCUUAGUGGGAAUGAUUUUGAGAACUUACCAGAGGCUAUGGUUAGUCUUUCCCGGUUGAAAACUCUGUGGCUUAGAAACUGCUUCAAGCUGAAGGAGUUACCAAAGCUAACUCAAGUACAGACACUGGCACUUACCAACUGUAGGAACCUCAGAACAUUGGUGAAACUAUCUGACUCAAGUGAAGAACAAGGAAGAUACUGUUUGCUUGAGCUUUGCCUUGAAAACUGCAACAAUGUUAAGUUUUUAUCAGACCAGCUAAGUCACUUCACUAAGUUGACAAAUUUAGAUCUCAGCGGCCAUGAUUUUGAUACAUUUCCAUCAAGCAUCAGAGAUCUUACCUCAUUGGUAACUCUUUGUCUUAAUAACUGCAAGAAACUCAAAUCAGUGGAAAAACUCCCACUGAGUCUUCAGUUUCUUGAUGCACACGGAUGUGAUUCCCUUGAGGCUGAUUCUGUACAACAUUUUAGAGACAAACCAAACGAAGAGGUACAGCAACGAACCUGUUUCAAAGAAACUGAGAUCCCCAUUUAUGAACUGAAUUAUCAUCAAGCCACAAGGAUCUGCCAAAUGAUCCACCUUCUCAAGACAACAUCUGUGCUCAUGUUUCUAGGCAUUCCUAUCUGCAUCACGUUAGUGGCUGUUUUUGUUGUUUCUCUCCUGCGUGUUUUCAAGUGAACCUCAAGGCUCAAAACAAGAGAAGUCUCAUGAGUCAAACAGUCACUAAACGACUUCCUCAACGCUUAAGGUAGCUAGAAUUACAGUGUACCUAUACAUAUAAAAUGAAGAAGUUACAUCCAUAGUAUUCAGCAAGGUCGUUAGAUGUGUUCUUGAGUUUUCAGCGGUAAGAUAGCUCUUGACAUGGACUUUGGUAAGAGGAGGCACAUGUAUCAUGUCGUGUUCUGUUUUAUCUUCCUAUGUUUCCUUGGUGUAUAAAUAUGUAUGUGAAAUCUUCUAAACGUUAGUAAGCUCCACCUGUUUUUGUGUUUCUUGUAACUGCUUAAUAGAUUAAAACUCUGAUUAGUUUUUUUUUUUUUUUUCAGCACAGCUUGCAAUGUAAAUUAGUGUGCUAGAUAUUUGUGCUGAGACAAGAUAUACAAAGCCACUGUAAAAGAGUUAAAACUUAC
Molecule: messenger RNA, 2531 nt
Organism: Eruca vesicaria subsp. sativa (arugula)
Lineage: Eukaryota; Viridiplantae; Streptophyta; Magnoliopsida; Brassicales; Brassicaceae
Source: the annotation of a GenBank genome assembly